This is a messenger RNA of Armigeres subalbatus, 1824 nucleotides long. RefSeq names its product lipid scramblase CLPTM1L. NCBI's taxonomy places the organism in Eukaryota, Metazoa, Arthropoda, Insecta, Diptera, Culicidae. The transcript is spliced from 6 exons. Bases 104 to 1732 code for a protein of 542 amino acids. Gene Ontology annotation, cellular component: membrane; endomembrane system. The record is from RefSeq and is a predicted model, not a curated record.
GCAACUGUCAUUCAGGUAGAGACCAAAAUAAGUGACGUGACAUUUGUUAGGCUGUGUACGUUUUGAUCUUCAGCUGUGCGAUAUAAAACAUAUUAAAGUUAAAAUGAAAAUUCCGUCCGUUUCGGCUAUUUUAUGUGCAAUAUUUGUGUGCUACAUAGGUUAUUCAAUAUUUUCUUUGGUGAAACUGUUCAAAACUCCAGUUUGCAGUCAGACUCCAUGUUUUAAGUCGUACCUCGCCUCUAAUCCAAAGCUUCAGUUGGCUCUAUUUACCUCCGCCACGAAUAAUCCCAUUAGCAGUGAGGUUACUAAGAUAGCUUCAAUCAAACGCUUGGAUUACUAUAAUGAAUAUAAAAGAUCAUUCGACAUCAACAUUCCGGCGAAAACUAGACGUAAUGGAACGUUAUUCCUACAUGUCAUUUUACACGGAGACAGUGAAACCAUUGAAUGGAAAUCAAUUAAAAAGGAUGGUCCUAUGGUAAUACAGAAAAUAAAGUUGACAGAAUACGCAGUUCCACGAGCAGCUGCUUUCAAUCUUCUUGGUGUUCCGGAAGCGGACGCAUCGAAGAAAAGCUCCAUGACGAUCAAACCAAUUACGCAUGUGAGAACAAAAGUGUUCCUCAGUAUACUAACAGAACACUUCCAGAUGUCGGUUGCAGACAUACCUCCAGAACUAGCCAGACAUAUCCGGGUGAACUACAAGAAUGAGUUCCUGCCUAUCCUGCAAGAGGACUUUUCGAAAUCGCGUCAAGCUGAUCUAGAAGAAGUAGGUUCAGGAAGCCAAAAUUUCACAUUGGAAUUAAACUACAUGCCAAUAGGAGUUGGUAAGCUCAAGCUUUUGGCGCACGUAGAUCAGGCGUUCCAGGCUCUUCAAAGAAUGGGGUUCUCAAAUAAGGAUUUAGAUGAUGUGAAAGGAAUGUUCUCUGAUACGAAUUUGUACUUAUUAUGUGGAACACUUUUCGUUGGUAGUAUACAUAUGAUUUUCGAUUUUCUGGCGUUUAAAAAUGAUGUGUUAUUUUGGCGGCGUAAAAAGAGCUACGCUGGAUUGUCAGCUCGCUCAAUCCUCUGGUGUGCAUUUAGUCAGAUAGUCAUUUUUCUAUAUUUAUUAGAUUCGGACACGUCCAUGAUUGUUUUAAUUCCUGCUGGAAUCGGAACAAUGAUUGAGUUAUGGAAAGCAAAAAAGAUAUUCCGAUUGAAAUUGGGCUGGUUCAGAAUAUCUUAUGAACCGCUCACAGAUCAAAAUAGUCAGCUCUCGAAGGCAGAGAACGAUACACGAGUUUUCGAUCAACAAGCAAUGAAAUAUCUUAGCUAUUUAUUAUAUCCCCUUUGCAUAUGCGGAGCGAUUUAUUCCCUGAUAUAUCAACCACAUAGAAGUUGGUACUCGUGGACAAUUAACUCUUUAGUCAAUGGAGUUUAUGCGUUCGGAUUCUUAUUCAUGCUACCACAGCUGUUCAUCAACUACAAACUCAAAUCGGUUGCUACCCUUCCCUGGAGAGCUUUGAUGUACAAAGCCUUCAAUACUUUCAUCGAUGACAUCUUUGCCUUUAUCAUCACAAUGCCAACAUCGCAUCGUAUUGCGUGCUUCAGAGAUGAUCUGGUGUUUGUCAUUUAUCUUUAUCAAAGAUGGUUAUACCCCGUGGACAAAUCAAGACUUGAUGAUGGAACGUCUGUUCAUGACCAUGUUGACGAGGAUGGUCCAUCUGGAGAAAUACAGAGCAGCAAGAAAGAUAAUUAAUCUAUUAAAACGGCACAUUUUAAGCAACUCAACAUUCCUAGUGAAAUAUGAACAAAUAGUAUUAUAGCUUGAUUUUUCAUUACCGGUAUUGA